This is a messenger RNA of Ylistrum balloti, 4593 nucleotides long. Its product is annotated as protein diaphanous homolog 2-like. Gene Ontology annotation, cellular component: cytoplasm; actin filament. Bases 25 to 3417 code for a protein of 1130 amino acids. Lineage: Eukaryota; Metazoa; Mollusca; Bivalvia; Pectinida; Pectinidae. Gene Ontology annotation, biological process: actin cytoskeleton organization; actin filament polymerization. The record is from RefSeq and is a predicted model, not a curated record. The transcript is spliced from 24 exons. Gene Ontology annotation, molecular function: microtubule binding; small GTPase binding; actin binding.
UUUGCAUAGAAGCCUAACUAGUGAAUGAUGCAGCGUGGUAGGGAAUCUAAAAAGUCCAAAUUAAAACCUAAGCUUGAUAAAGUAGGUGGGACAUUUCGGCUAGGUGGAAAGGAUAAAGCCAAAAGCAAGUCCAGUACAUAUUCUGGUAGACUUCCAUCAACAAAUGAGUCGGAAGAAACAAAUGGAGCCCAGUAUGGCUUCGGUCCUCAGCGGGACGGAAUCAGCACACUGUCUGAGAAAGAAGUUACAGAAAAAUUUGAGCAAAUGCUGGAUGACAUGAACUUGACUGAAGAAAAGAAGGCCCCUCUUCGCAGUAAAGACCUCAAUCUCAAGAGAUCUAUGUUGGCCAUGCAGUGGAAAGGUGCAGUCAAGAAAGGUGGUGACCUAGACAGUCCUGGAAGUUUUGUAACUGAAUUAAGGAAUGCAGAUCUGAAAGGAGAGAAAAGACUGAGAGUGCUAGAAUCUCUGAGAGUGUCACUCACAAGUAACCCAGUCAGCUGGGUUAGUGAGUUUGGACUGAAUGGCCUGAAUGCCAUCCUGAGGAAUCUGACAUAUUGUUGUGAUUCUAAAACAGAAAGAAAAAGUACCUAUGAGUGUGUACGAUGUCUGAAAGCCUACAUGAAUAACAAGUGUGGAUUAGUGAAUAUAAUAAACCACGAAGAGGCUCUGACGAUACUAUCCCGAACAGUUGACCCCUCCGACCCCAAUACCAUGCUGGAGGCAGUGCGACUGUUGGCUGCCGUGUGUCUGGUCCCCCCAGAUGGCCAUGGGAAGGCAUUGGAAGGUAUCACAGUGUGUGGGGAGAUCCGUGCAAGGGAUCGAUUCAUUCCUAUCAUUAUGGGUUUGGGUAUGAGAGACAACCAGCCAAUGCAAGUAGCCUGCAUACAGCUAGUGAAUGCCAUCAUCAGUACCCCGGAUGACCUAGAUUUUAGAAUACACCUCCGCAACGAAAUAAUGCGAACUGGGCUUAUAGACCUCAUUGGGUGGCUAGAUAAUCAGGAGGACCAUGAACUAAAGACACACGUACAGAUUUUCCAUGACCACAAAGAAGAAGACUUUGAAGAAUUUUCACACAGAUAUGAUAAUGUUAGGAUAGGGUUUGAGGAUACACGGCAGUGUUUUGAGCUGGUGGCUAACUCUGUGAAGGAUACGGUGGCUGAGCCUUACUUCUUGUCUAUCUUGCAGCAUCUUCUGUGUAUCCGGGAUGAUGUUUACUCUAGGCCACAAUACUACAAGUUAAUAGAGGAAUGCGUGACCCAGAUUGUUCUACAUCGUUCAGGAACUGAUCCCGAUUUUAGACACACAAUACGCUUUGAUGUGGAUGUUGACCCUCUUCUAAGCAGUCUGGAAGAUAAAUCCAAAUUCGAGGAUGCAGAAGUCAGUAUUGUUGAAAUGAACUCUAAAUUAGAAACAGCCAUAACUGCUAAACAGGAGUACGAGGCUCGCGCAAUGACGUUAGAGGAGAGGGUGAAAAAAUACGAGGAGGAACUUGUGGCAAUGAAAGAGAAACUGCGACUGGGAAUAGGAAAUACCAUCAGCAACUCAAAAGCAUUGGGUGGCCCAGGGAGUGGACCCCCACCACCUCCACCUCCCCCUCCUCCAUUCCCUGGGGGUGGUGCUCCUCCCCCUCCCCCUCCUCCACCACCUCCUGGUAUGGGUGGUGGUCCCCCUCCCCCUCCACCACCACCGCCUCCUGGUAUGGGAGGUGGUAUUCCUCCACCACCACCCCCUCCACCUGGAAUGGGUGGUCCUCCUCCACCUCCACCUCCCCCAGGGACUCCACGACCUCCAGGGGCGCCCCCUCCUCCCUUCAGUCCAGCUGCUCCGUCCCCACCUGUCAAUGCUCUACCACAUGGAAUGCAGCCCAAGAAGAAGUAUGAGGUUGGAGCUCAGACCAAGCGGAUUAACUGGAAUAAGGUCAACUUGAAAAAUAUAGAGAAGGAUUCCUUCUGGGUUACUGCCAAAGAACAGAAGUUUGAGAAUGACAACAUUUUCAAGGGUCUAGUGGAAAACUUUGGUACAAUGUCCAAAACUAAAAAGGUUGACACCACAGAAAAUACUGAGAAGAAAAAAACAAGUAAAAAGACAAAGGAACUAAAGGUUUUGGAGGGAAAAGCAGCACAAAACUUAUCGAUCUUGUUGGGUUCGAUCAAGGUACCGUAUGAAGAGAUACGGCGCCGUAUUCUAGAGAUGGAUGAGUCACACCUGUCUACAGCACUACUGGAGCAGCUUAUUAAGUACAUGCCCGAGCCAGAACAGAUCAACAAACUUGCUUCCUUCAAAGACCAGUAUGAUGACCUGGCCGAGUCUGAACAGUUUACAGUAACAAUAAGCAGUAUAAAAAGAAUUACGCCUAGAUUAAAGUCAAUGCUCUUUAAAAUGAACUUCCCUGAGCUGGUUUCAGAAAUUAAACCAGACGUGGUAGCUGCCAUCGAAGCCUGUGAGGAGGUUCGGAACAGUAAAAAAUUCAACAGUCUAUUGGAAUUAAUAUUAUUCAUGGGAAACUAUCUUAAUGCAGGUUCCAGAAAUGCUCAGUCUGUAGGGUUUGAACUGAGUUACCUGAGUAAGCUCCACAACACCAAGAGUCAGGAUGGGAAGACCACUCUAGUCCAUUACCUUGCUGAUGUCAUAGAACAGCAACACCCAGAUCUCCUUACCUUCACAGAAGAGCUGUCCUAUGUUGAAAGGGCUGCCCGAGUUGCAACAGAAUUGGAUGUUAAGAAAAUACAAAGCAAGGGGCCUUUCAUGUCUGAUGUUGACCUUGACUUUGGUGACGUGUUCCUAACAUCAGCAAGGGAACAGCAGUCCGUCCUCAGUGGGAUGUACAAGAAAAUGGACAAUUUGUACAAAGGCAUGGCCAAGUUCUAUGCCUUUGAUGUAAAAAAAUAUACAAUGGACGAGUUCUUUGCAGAUCUCAAGGCAUUCAAAGAGCAUUUUGUGGAAGCUGUAAAAGAAAAUGCCAAAAUUCGAGAAAUGCAGGAGAAGAUUCGCCGAGCUAAAGAGGCUAAGGAGCGCGCUCAGAAGGAAAAGGAGGCUAAAAUAGCGAGGAAGAAAGCACUGGUUGAUGUAACCAUUGAUGAUGACCAGGAAGGAGUGAUAGACAAUUUACUAGAUGCUCUGAAGACAGGAUCAGCCUUUAACAAGGGAAGAGAUGGCAAGCGUCGAACACCACGUGCCGCAGGAGCUGAACGCCGAGCCCAGCUAUCUCGGUCAAGGUCACGACAAAAUCUUCUCCAGGUGGAUAAUUCAACAGUGCGAGAAAUUUCAUUUGAGGAUGUGCUAAAUUCAGACACUCCACCGCGUGAACGGACUAGUGUACCUGUGGAAAAACCAAGGGAGCGAAAACGCGAACGGAGGAAGCCAUCUGAAGGAGAAAGCGAAGCAGAAAAACUUUUAGCAAGGUUGAAAGAAUUAUGAUGAGCUAAUCGUUUCAAGAGAAGAAUGUUAUUGAAGGGACCAAAACAUGAUGAUACAUAUCUGAUGUUGUUAUAUAUGUGUUGACCUUCCGUUUUUGAGAAAGUUAUACUGUAUAUAUUGAAAUGUUAAACAUAUAUCCCAAAACCAUGUACAUGGCUACUUUAUAAAGUCACAACUUUAGAAAAUGUUUCUAGAAAUGAAAAUAUAUUAGAAUUGUGCCUGAAAUAUGGAGAACUGAAUUGUGACAUCUGAUUGACAUUGUAAAGUUUACAGGUAGAAGAUUAUAGUGUAAAUUGUUGUACAAGAUCAUUAUUGGCAAAACAGCUCUAACCUUUACAAUAUUGUGAAGGACAAGUUCACUUGAAAUCAAAAGUUGAAGAGUUGUGGGGUUUUGAUAGCAUUUUUGUUGUCUGUCCAUGAUUCGGGCAAUAGCAUUCCCAUUAAAAACAUCUUCUGAAGAACCUGAAGGUUCAGAAUUUUAAGAUAAGGCCUGUAACUUGCUUAGGAGAAGAGCUAAUUAAAUUCUAUUUACCUUUUAUGGUCAUCUUGGACAAAGAUGUUUAAAAUUUCAUCUUCAGAACUGAAAAUACUAUAGUUAAAACUAUAUAAUAUUCAUCAUGUAAUUUAUGGAGAUAGACUUUAACUCAUUUGUCAUAACAGACCGAACUGUGCUGUCUAGUCACUUUUGUCCUUCAGCAUGAACCUAGAAAACUUAUUUGUUCAAAUCAACGACCUUGACACACUUACAAAAAAAAAAAAAACCAAACAAGGUGAACAUUUAAGAUUUAUUUACAAGGUUGUCUAAAUGGUAUGAACUUGAUAAGACAUGAAGAUAUUGAUUCUAGUUGAUCAAUUAUUAUUUCUAUAAUUUUUAUAUACUAUGAUAAUCCUCUGAUAACGAUAAUGUCUGACAAAGCAACCCUUUAGAGAAUUAUUUACCCUAUAUAAAAUGUGUCUUUAUAGAUGAGUGAGAAAAAGGAACAUUGUGAAUUUUUUUUUUAUUUCAACUUACCUGAUGUAUAAAGAAAUUAAACGGAACUACCUAGUUUAAACUAAUCAUCACUUAAUUAAAUUUUGAAAAAACAACCUUCCACUGUAAUAUUGUACAUCACUAAUGAAAUAUCGCUAAGAUAUUUAUAUUCACAAUAAUUUGUUAGAAGAGAUGGUUUUAAAAUC